AUUACCGCCAGCCGCACUGAGCGAACGCGACAGCGCAACCGCCAUUACUAAUUCCGCGGGAAUUCGAAUCGCGAAAUUUGAAUGUGAAGUUUAUAUUACUUUUAAUUUUUUUUAAUGUACUUUUAAAACAAAAUGAGCUGAUUAUAUUUUUUUUAAGUAGUUUGGACUCUGUGAUUUUGAGACUUUGUUCGCAUUGAAUUGCAUUUUUGUUUUUUAGUAUUUUAGUGUUAGUGCUAGUGUCAUGGCUUACACAUUACAAAUCGUGCUCCUGUUCUGCGGGACGGUGGGCUUAAGUCUCUGCUACUCAGGUCCGGACCUACCACCCGGACCAUACUGCGGUAUCUCCAACACGUGUUGCAAGGACAGGCAGGACGCCUGCUCACAUAGGAUUCUUGACAGCAAAUGCUACUGCGACCAGUUCUGCAACAGGACGAGAGGUCACGAUGACUGUUGUCCCGACUACCCUCAAGUGUGCCUCGGUGAGGUGCCCUCCAAGCCGCUAUAUAACGCCUGCAAGCACGAGAAAAAGUACUAUUUUCCAGGCGACACCGUCAUUAAAGACUGUCAUGUGUGUGAAUGCGUUCAACCACCCAACGGUGACAACUACUGGCAGUGCGACCAGGACCCGUGCAUCAUGAGCGAAGAUGUCCUGCACGGGAUGAGGCAGUCGCGAUUCGGAUGGCGAGCUGCUAACUACUCACAGUUCCACGGCAAAAAGCUCAAAGACGGCCUCAUUUAUAAAUUAGGAACGCUCCCACUUAGCCGCGAGACCGCUCGUCUUGGGCCUAUCAACUUGGACAAGGAGAUCGCAUACCCUCCUCAGUUUGACGCCAGGACCCACUGGAAGGACUACAUCUCACCUAUCGUGGACCAGGGCUGGUGUGGCUCCGACUGGGCCGUGUCACUUGCGACUAUCGUAUCCGAUAGAUUUGCAAUUCAGUCGAAUGGAGCUGAGAAAGUGAUUCUCAGUCCCCAAACCCUGUUGUCUUGUAACGUGAGGUACCAGCAAGGAUGUCGCGGGGGUAACAUCGAUACUGCCUGGAUCUUCGCUAAAAACCACGGGCUGGUUGACGAAGAAUGCUUCCCUUACGAAGCCAAGAUCACUCGUUGCCCAUUCAAUAAGCGCGGUAGUCUGGUGACUGAUGGAUGUAGACCUAUCGUGCCACAGAGGACGUCGAGGUACAAGGUCGGACCCCCCGGCAGGCUCAUCAAGGAACACGAUAUCAUGUACGAUAUUAUGCAGUCAGGGCCUGUGCAAGCCGUCAUGACAGUGUACCAAGAUUUCUUCCACUACCGCGAUGGUAUCUACCGCCGCACGAGGUUCGGGAACAACGAGCUGAAGGGACUCCACAGCGUCAGGAUCGUUGGAUGGGGAGAAGAGAAUGGACAGAAAUAUUGGAUUGUCGCCAACAGCUGGGGUACCGAAUGGGGUGAAAACGGUUACUUCCGCAUCGCCCGCGGCGAGAACGAGUCUGACAUCGAGCGGUUUGUCGUCACCGUCCUGAGUGACGUCACAGAAGCUUACCUCCGCAAAUAACACAGGACCCACCUGGUCUUCCCUCUUUGUGUGACCACCAAACUGGUGAAAACCAACAGAGGGUACAUACUAUUGAACAGUACCAGGGAUUUUGGUUAACGAAAAUAUUUAUGAGAUAAAUAGAUCAUUGCAGACGUGUGUGUUCACAUUUAUAUAAACUACGUUGUGUCUAAAAGUGUAGACUUAUAAUUGGCUUUUUGUAAACUAAAUUAUAGUUACUGCAGAUGGAUAUAGCUGUAGUCUUUCAUGUUGUCUUAAAUAAAUUAAUAAGGAAUUUAUAUCAGUAGCUUGCUAUGAUUUCUUCAAGGAUUUCUGUUGUAAGAGCGAUACGUACAUAUUGUAGAGUGCCAUCUCGCUUUGACAAUGGAAGUAGAGUUUCAUAAGCGUAGCAUUUAGUAGAACUUCAGUAAAAAUGGACCCAGUAGAUGUCUUGCCAUCGUGCCUUCCUCUUUACCCUACAUAUCAUGUUGAAGUACACACUGUAUAGAGUAUAGAAAAAGUAAUUAGUCCGUCAGGUGGAUUUUUAAAAAUAUUGAAUACUUUUUUGAGUUAAUAUUGCUAAGUAAAUCGCAUCAAAGAUGGUGAAACAUAUGGAUGUGGAACGUAAAAACGUCACUUGUCAGUAAAGAGUACCGAUAAGUGUCGUCACUUUUACUUUUUUGACGUUAAGAGAUGAAAGAAAAAAGAAUCGUAUUCGAUGUUUCUUCGAUAUCUUUCUUCAAAAAUACACAAUUAUGACAACUGUUCAGUAUUUACAUAAACCUAUUGAUAUACGUAUGGUUAGUACGCAAAGUGCCUGUAAUGAAUGGGCAGUGUAAAUAUCUUCGUUAAUCAAAAUCGAAUGAUUUUAAUAAAUUACUUAGAGUACGAUCUCCGACCGAUUAGGUAUUAAGAGAUUAAAAUUAUAUUUUUAUAUAAAUUAUAAAACAUACACAAAUAUAAAAGUAACAAUUAAAAAAUCGCACUUAAUGACAUAGCUGUUGUAAAAACAAAGAAAUAAAAUGACAGCUUCUGUCAAAGUAUCAAAUCAGUGUUGCCACGUUAUAAAAGUAACUUUUAAAAAUAUAGAAAAAAAAACUAAAAUUCCAAAAAAAUAAUGCUUUUAUUUUCAUUUAUUCAUAUUUAUUGUACAGUAAAUACAUUUUUUUUGUGAAUCUUUACUGCCAUGCUUAGAUAUGGACACUUAAAUAAGUUACUUAAAGAAAUCUAACUAGUCUUAGGCACAUUUAAACUUUAGAUUAAGUUAUCAUCUCAGAUUAUGCUUAUAGACAAUAAUUGUAUUAAUAAUAAUUUAGAUAACAAAUAAAUAGGUAACAUUUUAUUCAAUAUGAAAUAUUUGAAGGAUUCAAGUUUAAAAGUAAACUCUAUUGCUGAAGAAUUAAAGUGUAAAAUUGUUUGCGCAGAAUCGUUCAGUCAAAAAUCUGGAUGAUUAUUCAAUUACCAAUCGAUUUUGCUCUUUAAGGGCUUUGUAAUAGAGUUUAUUUCUAAAAAUAAAUCUGGAAUGUCAACAGGAACUUCAUAAAUAGGUAUUAAACCUCUUUAAUCAUAACAUUUUUGAAAAAAAGCACAAUUAUUUCAUUUUUCAAAUCGUAGGUGAAUAAUAAGGAUACAUAUUAUUUUAAGCAUUUGUUGUCAGAUUUUUAUGAACUCGUAGAUCUUCUAUUAAACACGACAUUUUUUAAACAGUUUCAUUCUUACACUGGGCUUUACGUAGUAUUGCGACUUAAUAUCAGCAGUGUUGCCAUGUAAAAUAAUAUCAACAACAAUAGUAGAAAAUACGUAAUCAUUACCUUCUUUUAAAACCUAAUAAUUCUAUCAGGUUUUAAUGACGCUACAUACAGUUGCCAUUUACAAAAACAAAAUAGUUGCCAAA
This is a messenger RNA of Trichoplusia ni (cabbage looper), 3410 nucleotides long. RefSeq lists its product as uncharacterized. Gene Ontology annotation, biological process: proteolysis. The record is from RefSeq and is a predicted model, not a curated record. Lineage: Eukaryota; Metazoa; Arthropoda; Insecta; Lepidoptera; Noctuidae. Gene Ontology annotation, molecular function: cysteine-type peptidase activity. The transcript is spliced from 9 exons. The coding region runs from base 242 to 1537 and encodes 431 amino acids. Gene Ontology annotation, cellular component: lysosome.